AAAAUGGGUUCGGAACACCCACUAUUUGGGAAUCUCUAAUAACUAAAUAUCAAGAUAAACGUGCACUAGGCACCAUGUAUUUGAAUAACAUUUUGGACAUUAAAUUAACAAACAGUUCGCCAUCUCAAUUAAAUGAUUUUAUAGAAAAACUUAACUCAUCUUUUGCCGCGCUAAAACAAUUAAAUAUCGAUGAUUUACCUGACUUCAUCAUAACGCAUAUCGCGUUAAAAAAGUUAGACUUACAAACUGUGCAACAAUUCGAAUCAUCUAUUCGUGACAAAAACAUACCGGAGAGUUCAGAUGUUAUCAAUUUCAUCCGCCACCAUAUUAAAGUCUUAGAACGAACAUCUUCGUUUUCGGUUCAACAGACACAACCGCGAUCGCGCUAUAAUAAUAAUAACACUACUAAAAGAGUGUCUCAUACCUUUGCCAUAACAAAUGACAACACAUCGGGAAAUGUUAAAGUAAAUACGUGCAUUUAUUGUAAAUCGGUUCAGCAUUUUCGUCUUUAUGAAUGCACCGAGUUUAAGAAAAUGAGCAUCAAAGAUAGAUUCCAAUUUGUGAAACAAAAUCAUUUGUGUGUUAAUUGUUUAGGGUCAAGUCAUAAUACUUCAAAGUGCGGUUCUCAAAGCUUGUGUAAAAUCUGUAAUAAAAAACAUCAUUCUAUGUUACAUUUUGACACCCCGGUUACUUCGCAAUCCACUCGCAUUAAUACAAACCAAAUUACAACGCAUUCACCACCUUUCGCGGCGCCUCCGCCGUCAGCGGCCCCGCCCGUAACCACCUCUGUGCAGCCGGAACGCUCUGUGUGCUUGCACUCGCAGUCCAGUGACAAUUCCGUCACAUGUUUAGGCGCGUAUCAGGACGAGACGGGCGUCGUAUUGACAACCUCACAUAAAAACAAUUCUACGACAAUACUACCUACCGCGCAAGUUUAUGUACCUAUUAAUGGGAAACACGUAACUAUCAGAUGUUUAAUUGACAGUGCAUCGCAAAAUAAUAUUGUAACGCUUUCAUGUUGUAAUCAAUUGAACUUGAAUAUUCAACCGCUAAUUAAUUCGACUAUUAAAACUGUAGGGUCGCUCGAUACCUCUGUUUUAGGUUUUGUUUCGCUGACAAUUAAGUCUCGCGUCUCUGACGCACAAUAUAAUGUAAAAUGCUUGGUAGUCGAACAUAUUACUGACUAUCUACCUACUCGCGUUGUUAACGCAAGCAUAAUCGACGACUUUUCGGAUAUCCCACUCGCUGAUGAUUUAUGGAAUUUACCUGGCGAUAUUCACGCAAUUNAAUGA
Messenger RNA from Ostrinia furnacalis (Asian corn borer), 1292 nucleotides. RefSeq lists its product as uncharacterized. Bases 75 to 1292 code for a protein of 405 amino acids. The record is from RefSeq and is a predicted model, not a curated record. The transcript is spliced from 2 exons. NCBI's taxonomy places the organism in Eukaryota, Metazoa, Arthropoda, Insecta, Lepidoptera, Crambidae.